Messenger RNA from Cyclospora cayetanensis, 3714 nucleotides. RefSeq lists its product as uncharacterized. The transcript is spliced from 7 exons. Lineage: Eukaryota; Apicomplexa; Conoidasida; Eucoccidiorida; Eimeriidae. The record is from RefSeq and is a predicted model, not a curated record. Bases 1 to 3714 code for a protein of 1237 amino acids.
AUGUGUACAGACGAGGCAGGAGCGUCAGCUGGAAUGCCUUCUUCGUCUGGUGGCAUUGUUUCUCGCUCUCAGCGUCGGAAGCCUAUGGGCAGGGUGUCUAAUGCUGAGGCGGAGAAAUUGCAGGGUUGCUUUUUGGUGCGAUCAGAAGCUCUUGGGGAGGACCGCUAUUUGAAUCGCUAUUUUGCAUGCAUGCAUCCUAGUGGCACUGUGUCGCGGGUGUAUGUGGAGGCACACUGUGAUCCUUCGCCCCUCCGUCUGCUCCUGCAGAAAGCAGCAGCAGCCGCUGCCGCGGCAGCGUCUGCUGCUGCUGCUGCUCCUGCUCCUGCUCCUGCUUUCGUUCCUUCUGCAGCUCACAGCGCUAGCAGCAGCAGCGGAGGCAGCGUGUCUACAAGUUUAAGUGGGGAUGAAGAGCAGGAGGAGGUUAAGACCCCUCCCGAAAAGAAGCAGCGGCUAAAUUCAGAUGCCGCCUCUAGCGGCAACGGCAGGAGUUCACUGAAAGUUUUCCCUCCAUCUGCCGACUCUGCGUCUCUGCUGGGAGACUGCAAACUCUCCGCAUGGCCUUUAAAGCGGCGUCACGUCAAGGUGGAAUCGCUAGCGACUUUCUUGCAGAUGCUCUUGGAGCAGCAGCGCAGCGUCUGCUUCUUUGUGGCACCUGACACGCCUGCGUUGGAGAGGGUGUGGAGUGCUCUCUCACCAGCUCUUAAGAGGGAGAGGGCACUUCGGCAGUCGCUUCGGAAAGUCAUUGAUGAGAUGAAUGGAGAGCAACUGCGUCCACGAGAAAUCGUCCCCUCCAUUCCUCCAUCGCCUCUUGCAGCAGCUGUCUGGCUGGGCUGCAAGAUGCUGCAUGACUGGAAUGUGCUGUUGCUGCCUCGAUGUUACCCCCUUCUGUGGCAGCAGAGGCAACCCCAGCAGUUUUCUCCGUGCAUGGCAUUUGCUGCAGCACUCACAAUCGCUGAGACGGCUGCAUCCUGCAGUGUAGCUUACUCUCCGGAAGGCAGCAUCCCCUGUGCAGAAGAGCUGCAGCAACAAAAAAACUUUCCUGCUGCCUUCGCGUCCUCCUCAGCGGCUGUGAGGCAGCAUCGACGCUACUGGAUGGCACAGACGCUGCUGGUGGGCAUCCUAACGCAACUGUUGCUGUACAUAGAGGCGCUCGUGGAGGAGGCAGGCUGUGUGCAUGCAGAGGGCUGGUUCUACCGGAGGCAUCAGUGGCGAGGGGAUCUCCAGCAGCUGUCUCUGCAGCUCCCUGUGCUUCUGCCUACUCCUGGGCAGCCGCAAGACGUUCCCCAAGAGGCUUUCAACUCCUCCGCUGCUGCUGCUGCUAGGGGGAGCAUGCACAGCAGCAGUCCUCGUGUAGCGGUGGCAGGUUCGGUGCGUGCAGACGAGGCUCCUGCGGAUACUCGAGCUCGCCUCGAAGGAGACGCUUCAGAGGAGGAGACGAAAUCCGCUGCUGCAGUCGUCGGCGUGGCUGCCACAGCACCACUAGGGCCGUCUUCUCCGCUUCCAGCGGCAGAAAAAGGGGCAAGAGAUGCGCAUCAAGAAGGAGAACAGAUGGUGUGCUUCCUGUCGAGCGAGUCCGUUGCUGCCGCAGUGGCGAUCGCAGCUGCGGCAGACAAAGAGGCAAAGACUGCGGCAGAGACUGCACCCUCGGGAAGCGGAGAGGAGGCUGCAGCAGCUGCCCGCUUCGCGGCUCUCGUGCGCUGUGUGUGUUGCGGCUUCGGCUGGAACGAAGCCUCGCUGCUGCAGCUCCUUGGCGAAGCCUACGAGCAAGCCUUCUGCAGCAACGGUGCCUCAACACAAGCCAACAAAGCAGACACCAGCGGCUCCCCCUGCCAAGGCAGCCUCCCCACGGAGGCGAGACAGUGGCAAGAAGUCAGGAGGCGAUUGGAUCUAGUUCCUCUAUGGGGGCUCUAUGCAAACGUGUGGAAAGCUGCUGGUCUCGACUGCCAGCGUCUCACCGAUUUGAAUGCUCCUAUUUCGAGAGAUAUUUUCGAGCAGCUCCUCGCGUCAGAUCUCCAGAGACAGCAGGUUCCCUCCGUCGGAGACUCUCUCUUCUUCUUCAGAAAGGGGCAUCUCGAUCUCGUCAGUGCCGUGUUGCUGCAGGUAGGCACGGGAGGAUGCGGCUACAACCGAACGUGUUGCAGCCUCAAAUCCCCCGAAUGCCUCAGUUGGAUUGAGGAGCUUCGUGUCCACCACAUUGAAUACUUUGCUGGCUUUGCGGGUUUAUUGCCGCCUCCCGUGGAAAUGGAGCCUCCCCUCGCUGCAGUGAAAUCUACAGCGAUUUCGCUGCACAAUGCCACGCAGGCAAUGCCUUCAGGUUCUGGGGGCGAUGCAGCGGGAGUCAGUGUUGCAGCGUCACUUUUUUCGUUCUCUCUUCAGGAAGAUCCAGUUGUUCUAGGUCUGGCAAAGCCAGCUCAGCAGGCUCAGCUGCAGCACCCACCGGCCGUCUCCGAAGCGUCUCCGCUUGCUGGAGGAGGAGGGGGAGCAGUAGGGGAGUCAGUCUCUGCGCAGCGUUUAUUUGCAGCACAGCGAGAGCCCUCCCAACUCUCUGAAACAGCAGUGGGAGCAUCCGGCGCUGCCACUCCCGCAGACAACAACACGUCUCAAAGAAAAACGUCACCUCCUUGCAGGAGACGGCGCAGUAUGGGCAGUGCCAACGCGUGUGUGCCAGAAGGCCUAGUGGAGCAGACAUAUGAAGACUUUUUAUUGCAAGCCGAUCCUUUGCGCCUCGCAGCCAGAAGGGGCCAAGCAGCGUUGCUCUAUUUGCAGAAGCAGCUGCAGCUGCAACAACUGAUACAGCAACAACAGAACCUCGUACAGCCAACAGGCGAAAUUCUAGGAACUGCAGUCCUCGACACGUCUCUAUGCCCCCACUACAGGGUCGUCUGUUCUGUUGCAACCCGAAGGCAUCCGACUGCAGCGGAUAGUGUGGUUGAGGGCUUAGAGUCGCUGGCAAGUGCUGCUGCUGCUGCUGCUGCAAGCGAAAGCCGCAUCACUCGGAAUGCAUCCAGGUUGGCUAGGGGAACGGGAGGCGCAGAUAGCAACAGGCCUGCAGGGGCAGAGGGGCAGCAUUUGCAGCAGCAACAACGCAGAGAAGCCGCAUCCGCAUGUAUAGCAGCAGUCGACGGAGGCUCCUUCGCUUCCAUAGAGCAAGCUUUGAACGACUCCGAGGGCGUAGGUGCCUCCUCUCAAAGCCGCAUGCACGCAUUGGACGCUGAAGAGUUGCUGCCGGAGGCUGCCCACGGACCGCAGCUGCGGAGACGCUGGAUUAUUCUUGAUAUACCGCUUCUUCCCGGAAGCAGAGUUCCUCUGCUGCAGCGCAACAAGGUGCUGCAGUCGCUGGAGUUGGGGUGGUCUCCUGGCAUGCGCUUCCGCAUGCAGCUCGGUUGCUGCCCUGCCGCUGCUGCUGCUGCCGCUGCUGCGACCCUUCCACCAGUCCCAAGGGGUCUGGGCUUUGCGGCGCUUGACUUUAGUGUGCAGCAGCAGCACUUGCAGCAGCAGCAUCAGCGGCUUGCGGGUAUUAUCCGCCGUAUAGACUGCUCAGCGUCUGGCUUGUGGGCCGGGGUGUCCGUUGACUGGGAAGAGCGCCGCCUUGCAAGGCCUGGCGAAGCAUCGGCAGCAGCAGCUGCUGCUGCUGCUGCAGCAGCUGCGACGUCUGUUUCUCUGUGGGAUCUUGAGCCUCUGAAGCGCCUCAAGCGUCCAGGUCAGGAGGGCUGA